This is a messenger RNA of Colletotrichum chrysophilum, 396 nucleotides long. RefSeq lists its product as uncharacterized. The transcript is spliced from 6 exons. Gene Ontology annotation, molecular function: structural constituent of chromatin; protein heterodimerization activity; DNA binding. The record is from RefSeq and is a predicted model, not a curated record. Gene Ontology annotation, biological process: nucleosome assembly. NCBI's taxonomy places the organism in Eukaryota, Fungi, Ascomycota, Sordariomycetes, Glomerellales, Glomerellaceae. Bases 1 to 396 code for a protein of 131 amino acids. Gene Ontology annotation, cellular component: nucleosome.
AUGCCGGCGUCCCGCAGGGGCCCUGGCGGUGGAAAAAAGGGUACGGGAAAGGUCUCGGGAGGAAAGGUUCUCCCAGGACAAGGUGCGAAGCGCCACCGGAAAAUUAUGAAGGACACAAUUCGCGGCAUUACCAAGCCCGCUAUCCGUCGUCUCGCUCGCCGCGGUGGUGUCAAGCGUAUCUCGGCUAUGAUAUACGACGAUGCACGCUCCGCUCUGAAGGAUCGAUUGACGGGCAUACGUAUCAUCCGUGAUUGCAUUACAUACGUCGAGUACCGCGGUGCCAAGACUAUCACCAUCCACGACGUCAUCCACUCCCUCCGACGUCUCGGGGCACCAAUCUACGGCUUCGAUCCGGAGACGUAUGACCCUAGAAAGCGCAAGGGCGCCGGCCAGUAA